Molecule: messenger RNA, 1640 nt
Organism: Chlamydomonas reinhardtii
Lineage: Eukaryota; Viridiplantae; Chlorophyta; Chlorophyceae; Chlamydomonadales; Chlamydomonadaceae
Exons: 3
Coding region: 275-784 (169 amino acids)
Cellular component (GO): nucleus; cytoplasm
Molecular function (GO): protein tyrosine phosphatase activity
Source: RefSeq, a predicted model, not a curated record
UUUGACACAACACGCGCUCACGCCAUCACCAACCAGUACAGAAAGCCACAUGGCGAAACGUUUCAAGCAGUUGGGGACCACUGGGGAUGUGUAGCUUGCACGAGGAAUAGCUCUGGUGCACCGGGCCCAGACGGGCCAAGGAGCCCCAAGGAGUGAGCGGGCGGUUGGCACGGCCUGCAUGGCCUGGCGGUCAGACAGCGCUUUUCCAUAAGAGACAAACUCGCUAUCUUUCACUUAUAUUACCUUUGACCAAGCAAAGUACUACACGGACAACAUGCAAGCACUUCUCGUCCCGGCGAGGCCACUUUGCCAUUCGCGUGCAAGCACCGUUUUGCUCAGCCUCCGGCUGUUGGCGACUGGCAGUCCAACGACUCUGCCGGAAAUAAGCAGCGACGAACUCCUGAAAAAGCUGGAUGGCAAGGAAUCGGUGCUCGUGCUUGACGUGCGGUCGGCCGAGGAACUUCCCGCAGGCGUCAUCAAGGGCUCAUUGAACCUGCCCACUCCCCUCUUCAAGCAGCCCGACACUGGUCCUGUUGACACAGCCAUUCAAGAGCGGAUUCGGCACUACAAAGAGGUGGUGGUGCACUGCCUGCUGUGCGCCCCCGGCAAGCGUGGCCCUACGGCUGCUGCGGCGCUGCAGGCUCGGCUGGAGGCGUUAGGCGUUGCGCCGCUGCCGCGGGUCAGCGUUCUGACGGGCGGGGUAGACGCGUUCAUGAAGCUGCACGGUGGGCGGAGUGACGUUGUGACGCUGCCGCCGGGAGGCUGGAAGCCGCCAGCGCACUAAGGCCGUGCACAACACGAGAACACUUGGGCUGGGGCGUGAGUGCCGUGGAUUGCAGGAGCCAGCCGAAGGGUGUGCGUGUGUGUGUGGAGGUGUGUGUGGAGGUGUGUGUGGAGGUGUGUGUGGAGGUGUGUGUGGGGGUGUGUGUGGAGGUGUGUGUGGAGGUGUGUGUGGAGGUGUGUGUGGAGGUGUGUGUGGGGGUGUGUGGGGGUGUGAGUGUGUGCGUGCGUUUGUGUCGGGGUGUGUGUCUCUGGGGGUGUAAAUACCAGCCCGAACUAAACCAAAACAAGCCAAACUAGCGGAGCACAGGCAAGGGGGGGACCAGGGUCGCCCGGCCACGCGCACCAGCAGGUUGGCCCGUGCAUUGUGCGUGGCCGGAGCGUGCGAGUGUUGUUACAGCUGUGGCCCUGGAGUGUGGGUCCGGAGAGGGACAGCGGUGUCGGCUUUCUUUUGGGGCUGAAAGUGGUACGGUACUCAUCGGGCUGCACUCACGCAAGCAAGCUUUGCACGCACGCGCUCACACUGCAGACGUACACAAUGACUUGGUGCGCUUCCGUCAAGGUUGCUGCAACUUUGAGAGGGGGAUAGGCGCAGGGGCCGCACACGGGAGGUACGUGUGUGCCGUGUCUGUGGUGUUGUGCCUGGAGCCGUAGAUGUUGAGAUGCAAGGCUUCAUGGAACGCCCCGCAUACACGGACACUUGGUCAGUCCAUGGUAACGAAUGACACCGAGCUAUUAGGGCAUUGUAUGUGUGCCAUGGAGGAGGAUACGUGUCUGCUUUGGGAGCUGAGAGACCCAAGAGACAUAACUGUGACAAGUUGGCAGGGCGCUGUAACUGGAAGUUGUAACCGGCUGCCUUC